Eurytemora carolleeae is the source of this 751-nucleotide messenger RNA. RefSeq lists its product as uncharacterized. The transcript is spliced from 9 exons. Lineage: Eukaryota; Metazoa; Arthropoda; Copepoda; Calanoida; Temoridae. The record is from RefSeq and is a predicted model, not a curated record. The coding region runs from base 1 to 600 and encodes 199 amino acids.
AUGGACGGUGCAGGAAUGCCAGUUUUAGGCGCCCUCGGUGCAGACACUGCUAAGGGAAUAUCUGCUGUAGCUUCUAGAUUACUUAAUACAAAGACGGUUAAAUUUCAAAUUAUCAAUAAAUCUGAUGUUUUCUUGUUCAAUAUGAAGAAAUAUGGCGACCUAUCCACCCUCGAUACAGGAGAUAUUGUCAGCCCAGACUCGAGUUCUUUCUUGAGUUCUCAGGGGAUCAAGAACACUUCAGGGGUCAUCACUUUCAGAAUAGAGAAGCAUAAUUUAGCUGUAGCUCUUGCCUGGUCUGUGGGAAUAUCAAAUAAUCUUAAAUAUAAAUGCAAGUUAGCCAUAGGUAUCAUACAGAUAAUUGAGAGUUAUACUGAAGAAAUAGAUCUAAUAAUAUUAAAGAAACUCUGGAAGGAAAUGAUUGAUGAACAGUGUAAGAAACUGAAGAUUCUGACUGUUGGAGUAUAUAAAAGAGUUGAUGAUGAUGAGGAAACCGGAGGAAAACUGCAGUUGGAGUGGUACAGAGAACCAAAGCUAGAAGAUUUGGAGAGGAAAAAAAUCAUUUUUCUUUUCUUUAUAUUUGAUAAAAAGAUAGAUAGAUAGAUUUGUGGCAAAAAUCUCAUUAUAAACAACACUUCACAAACAUAGUGUUUUGUUGACAUUUGCGUUAUUAAUAGAAAAUAAAAUAUAACAAGCAAAUAUUAUAGUAAAUAUGUAUUCAGAUUUUGACCACAAAAACUCUUGUAAAAACAAA